GCCUCGCACGGAACUGCACACUACGCCCGGGCGAUCGCCACUAGAGAUGACUAAGGGCGUGCCUUGCCCGUUCUUGUGCGAUUGGUGACGUGCGUCUUCGCGGCUCAGAGCUCGCUGAUUCAACAGGGUCCCAUCAUUUAAUUUCCCUCGCAGCCCACAUCAAAACAAGGCCACGGCAAGGUUCAAUUAAUCGAUUUUGAGCACUGCCAGUCCCAGCGACCCAGCAUCCGCUGUUCAUUUUACCAAGACUAGUCUUGUUGCGCGGAACAAUUGUUGGACUAAUCGCCGCGCUCACGUCCGUCAGUCAGCGCAAGAUUCCGUAGCUUCCGCGGCUCAUCUCAAGCUCCACUGCGGCAUCCCGAAACCAUCGCUCCAACGCUGUCAAUCCAUCCCAGCCAACACCAAACAUGUCGCAAAACUAUCAGCAAUACGGCGGCAACCCGUAUGGCCAGGCCGAGGCUGGAUACGGCGCGCAAUCGAACCCAUAUGGCGGCACCGGCUACGGCUCAGCCAACCCCUAUGACGGAGGAUAUGACGGCCAGGCUCAGCAGCUCAGCCCGCCGGCGCCCCUCCAACGUCAUGGCGAUUCCAACUAUUCGCAGCCAUCGCAAUAUUCGCAACCCGGCGCAAACACACAACCACCCAACGUACCGCAUACCGACGUGCCGAUGAACAACACGCCUGCGUACGGCGAGCCGACUGGAAACUACGGCAUGGAGGCGCCAGGACCGCAGCCCCUCAGCCGCGAGGACUUCUUCGCGCGCAUCGAAGGCGCAAAGUCGCGCAUUGGCCAGCUCACAUCCGACAUCCAAGCCAUUGCAAGUGUCCACCAGCGCAUGCUAUCCUCGCCCGACAACCGGUCCACCGCCGAGCUCGAGAGCAUCGUAACCGCCACGCAGAUCAGGAAUACCCAAAUCAAGGACGAGAUCAAGUUCCUGGAGAGGGAUGCCGUGCGCGACCCCAACGACCGGACGAAGAGGACGCAGGUUGAGGCCUUGAAGAGGACCUUCAAGACGCAGCUAGAGGACUUCCAGAGGGAGGAGGCAGAUUACUCCAAGAGGUAUCGCGAGGCUGUUGGGCGCCAAUACCGCAUCAUCAACCCGGAUGCGACGGAUGCCGAGGUCAAUGAGAUUGCCAACUCGGAUCUGGGUGACGAGGGCAUCUUCACACAAGCUCUCAAGUCGAACCGUAGCGGCCAAGCCUCGAGCGUCCUUGGCGCUGUCCGCGCCCGCCACAACGACAUCCAGCGCAUCGAGAAGACCAUGGGCGAGCUUGCCCUCCUCUUCACCCAGCUCAACGAGCAGGUCAUUUACCAAGAACCCAUCAUUCAACGGACCGAGGAGCAGACCGUACAAGUCAAGGACGAUACCGAGAAUGCGAACAAGCAGCUGGACGAAGGCAUCAAGUCGGCCAGGCGCGCGCGUAGGCUCAAGUGGUGGAUCCUCUUGACAGUCAUCCUGAUUCUGUGUGUUAUCGCGCUGGUACUUGGAUUAUACUUUGGAUUGAAGAACAAGGACAACAAAUAGAGGAUGUAAUGAUUAUGUAGCGGUGUGACAAGGGGAGGAUGCGAUAUCAUGUUGGGACUAUGUUUCUGUCUAGAGAAGUGAAUGACUUCUCGUUGCUUUCUUAUUAUUAGUAAUGAUCCGGGCUGCACUCCGCAGUAACGAAUGUGUAUACAAAGGAGGUUUUUCUAGGAUAUAUCUGAACGUAUGCGCGUGGUUCUAUUGAGAUGUAAACACAAUGCAAGAUAA
Alternaria rosae is the source of this 1751-nucleotide messenger RNA. Its product is annotated as t-SNARE. The transcript has 3 exons. The coding region runs from base 408 to 1526 and encodes 372 amino acids. Gene Ontology annotation, molecular function: SNARE binding; SNAP receptor activity. The record is from RefSeq and is a predicted model, not a curated record. NCBI's taxonomy places the organism in Eukaryota, Fungi, Ascomycota, Dothideomycetes, Pleosporales, Pleosporaceae. Gene Ontology annotation, biological process: intracellular protein transport; vesicle fusion; exocytosis. Gene Ontology annotation, cellular component: plasma membrane; endomembrane system; SNARE complex.